CACAAAACAUCAAACAUUUAUCAGUCAUUUCAAUCGAAAUACUUGAGAUAAAAACUUGUAUAAAUACAAACCUCAAUUUCCUACAUUUGUUAGCAACAAUGAAACUUCUCCUCUUUAUUUUUCCGUUCUUUUUGAACGCUUUCGCUCUCCCCACCCUCUACGAGUACUACACAUCUGAGGGAAUCACCGAGGGGUUAUCCGCCAAUCAGACAUACUUCACCCUCAAUGGAAAAAACAUCACCAUUUACAGUGGUACCAUGCACUACUUUCGCAUCCCCCCACAGUACUGGCGGGACCGUCUUCGUAAACUCCGAGCUGCAGGUUUAAACACCGUCGAAACCUACGUCCCAUGGAACUUGCACGAACCCCAAGAUGGGGUUUUCGACUUUGGAGGAGGUGGUACCGAUUUUGAGGCGUUUUUAGACGUCCACUCGUACCUCAAAAUGGCCCAAGAGGAGGAUUUGUUCGUGAUUGUGAGACCAGGACCGUUUAUUUGCGCCGAAUGGGAAUUCGGGGGUUUACCGAGUUGGUUACUCAAAAAUGACAUCAUGGUACGCACUUCAGACCCCAUUUACAUCAAGUACGUGCGAAGGUACUUCGAUCAGUUAUUACCCAUCCUUGCGAAGCUCCAGUUCACACAAGGGGGCCCCAUUAUAGCACUCCAAGUCGAAAAUGAGUACGGUUCAAGCCCCCAAAUCGACUUGGACUAUAUUAAAAUCUUGUACGAUUAUAUGAGAGGUUAUGACAUUGUGGAACUUCUAGUAACCUCAGAUGGGGCUGGUUCUGGUACCAGUGGUUCCCUCCCAGAGUUACUCUUCCAAACUGUGAAUUUUGGUUCCGACCCUAAGGGUAAUUUCGAUACUUUGCGCUCGUUUCAACCAGGGAGGCCCAUCAUGGCGAUGGAAUACUGGACUGGGUGGUUCGACCAUUGGUCCGAGAACCACCAUACUGUCUCCAAUGGUACCUUCAACGAGAUUUAUGAACAGAUUUUGACAUAUCCCGCGUCUGUAAACAUGUACAUGUUUCACGGUGGUACCAAUUUUGGGUUCUUGAAUGGUGCCAAUAUCGGGCCUGGUGACAAUUCCGCGUUUCAACCAACCACAACAAGUUACGAUUACGACGCCCCCUUGGCAGAAAACGGCGAUUACACCGGAAAAUACGAAAUUGUUAAAAGUCUAAUCAAACGGUAUAAUCCGGUUGAAACGUCAACUCCGGAACCACCGGAGUUGAUCAAACGUCAAGCUUACUCUUCUGUUGAAAUACAAGAAGAGUUGAAUUUGAAUGAAAUUAUUGACAGAGUGUCUUUUGUGAAAAGUCAUGAAGCACUUCCUAUGGAAAAACUCCCAAUUAAUAACAAUUCAGGGCAAAGUUUCGGUUAUCUUAUCUAUAGAAUCGAAAAUCUUGACAUUGCAAAGUCCUCGAUUUUGUCCAUUAAAGGCCACGUGCGUGACACAGUCAUGGUUUUGAUAAAUGGUGUCUUAAUAUCAAAACCAUUAUCAAGUAGUAGCGAUUUUGAUGGUUUUGGUUACUGGAAAUUGCCCAAUUCGAGUAUUAAUUUAACCAAAACUGAUCUACGAAACGUCACACUUGAUCUUGUUUUCGAAAAUUGGGGUAGAGGCAAUUUCGGGAAUUUGUACCACCAAAGAAAAGGCUUAACUCAAGACAAUCAAGUCUACUUGAAUGACAUUGAACUCAAUUCCUGGACCAUGUUCCCUCUGGAAUUUAAAAAAUCCUGGACCGAGAAUCUGACUGGUUGGCGUAAAUCUUCGAGUACUAAAGGACCAGGCAUUUUCCGAGCCAUUUUACCCAUUGAAAACGAACCCAAAGACACUUAUAUUGACAUGCAAGAGUGGAACAAGGGCAUAGUCAUUGUCAACGGUUUCGUAGUGGGGCGCUAUGCUUUUAUAGGCCCCCAACAAGCCCUCUACCUACCAGCCCCCUUCCUCAAACAAGGAGACAACGAAAUUAUCGUUUUUGAGCAUUUCCAACCGGCCAAGCAAAUCAAAUUCAGCGCAGAGCCCAUCUUCAAAACACCAUAAUUUAUUUUUGUGUAAAAAUUGUUAAAAUUAAUAAAAAAUAUAUGUGUUAAA
Tribolium madens (black flour beetle) is the source of this 2090-nucleotide messenger RNA. RefSeq names its product beta-galactosidase-1-like protein 2. The coding region runs from base 99 to 2039 and encodes 646 amino acids. The transcript has 2 exons. Gene Ontology annotation, biological process: carbohydrate metabolic process. Lineage: Eukaryota; Metazoa; Arthropoda; Insecta; Coleoptera; Tenebrionidae. Gene Ontology annotation, cellular component: vacuole. The record is from RefSeq and is a predicted model, not a curated record. Gene Ontology annotation, molecular function: beta-galactosidase activity.